Messenger RNA from Dufourea novaeangliae, 355 nucleotides. RefSeq lists its product as uncharacterized. NCBI's taxonomy places the organism in Eukaryota, Metazoa, Arthropoda, Insecta, Hymenoptera, Halictidae. The record is from RefSeq and is a predicted model, not a curated record. Bases 1 to 297 code for a protein of 98 amino acids. The transcript has 2 exons.
AUGGAUCACGUGCAUGUGAAGUCGAGAUCUGCGUCGAAGAGCAACCCCACGAAGAUGGCGUGCGAGAAGGCUACCAGGAAGCUCAGGACCAUUCUCGUGAAGGCAUCCAGGAUUGGUGUACCGACGACGGAGGUUGCCAGGUUGCCCACCGCGAAGAAACUGAUUCCGCAGCGGGAUCACGGAUGGAAACUGGCGGUGUUCCUUUUGCUGAUGCUCGGAGGAGGGAUGAUCGUCGCGCUCGCCUGCACCGCGAGGAAAGGCUGCACGAAGCUGGAGGAGAUCAACCUGGCGACCUAGCCGUCGCGACCCAUUGUUCCACGCUGGCCGCCAACGAGCAACGCAACAGAGACAGCAG